GAUCCCUUAGUUCGAUCCAUUAAAGAAAAAUAUAUUGAGAUUCUUAAAACUUAUGUAGAACCAGUAUUUGUACAUCGUUCUAAUAAUAUAGUAUUUUAUCAGCAUGACAAUGCAACUUGUCAUACUGCAGAUAUU
This is a messenger RNA of Racocetra persica, 135 nucleotides long. The record is from the annotation of a GenBank genome assembly. NCBI's taxonomy places the organism in Eukaryota, Fungi, Glomeromycota, Glomeromycetes, Diversisporales, Gigasporaceae.